Molecule: messenger RNA, 272 nt
Organism: Sphaeroforma arctica JP610
Lineage: Eukaryota; Ichthyosporea; Ichthyophonida
Exons: 2
Biological process (GO): cytosolic ribosome assembly
Cellular component (GO): ribonucleoprotein complex; cytosol
Molecular function (GO): GTPase activity; GTP binding; ribosome binding
Source: RefSeq, a predicted model, not a curated record
AUGAGAAGCCUUACCUCAUCAACCUUAUCGAUUCGCCUGGGCAUGUGGAUUUCAGCAGUGAAGUGUCUACGGCUGUUCGAUUGUGUGAUGGGGCGCUGGUAAUUGUGGAUGUCAGUGAAGGCGUAUGUGCCCAGACCCAUGCUGUGCUGAGACAAGCGUAUGAAGAAAACAUCAGGCCUGUCCUAAUUCUGAACAAAGUGGACCGACUGAUCACCGAGUUGAAACUCACACCCGACGAGGCACUGGUGCAUUUGCAGAAAAUCCUGGAACAU